AUGAAAGCUUCAAUCGCGAGGGCGGUCGGGAAUUUGCUCUGUCUAGGGCUGACUAGACCUAACAAUUGGGCAACCAGUAAGAAGUCGUGUCCGUCUGGAUUCGACGAGCGUAGGGAGAAGGGAGAAAGAGGGGAUUCUUACUUAUUUGUGCCCAGUGUUUCGGGUCCGAGAAUAAUCGAGAAAUCAUAUGGAAAUGAGCCCCGGCUGAAGUCGAGUCGAGCCCGAUCGAGCACCGCGCCUAGGACCAGCCAGACGCCCAGCAGGCCCAGCGCCCAGGCCCUGCGCGUGCAGCAGCCCCAAACCAAGGCCCAAUGGCAUUUUUGGCGCAAUUUUCGGUCCAUUGACCAUUUGACCCGAGCCAUGACCACCUUAAGUCUGGUCAACAAGAUCAUAUGGUCCUCCAAGAUCAUGCUCGAUUAUAGCUUCCGUUAG
This is a messenger RNA of Striga asiatica, 432 nucleotides long. The record is from the annotation of a GenBank genome assembly. Lineage: Eukaryota; Viridiplantae; Streptophyta; Magnoliopsida; Lamiales; Orobanchaceae.